GCAAUUACUAGUACAACCUGUGGUACUGAAUUUUGCGAUUUGUAGUAUUCAAACGAGUUUUGGUUUUGAAAUAAGAACAUGUGAAGACCAAAUUAUUUGAAAGUAUAUUAAAGCAUAUAACGCAUAGUAAGCUUGAAAUGAUCCCAAAGUGACAAAUGUAAAACAAUUUAAUAGCGAAAACUAACGUUCUUCAUAUUUUAAGUACUUUUUAUUGUCAAUUUGUGAAUGAACAAUUUCCUGAUAUGUGCUUUUCAAAGGGAUGAGACUCGGUUAAGUACCUCCGGAUGGAUAGUCAAUUAAAUAGCUUCAAGUAUUUUUAUAAUUAUCAAAUUGCAUUAUUUUCAAACUUGUUGAAAGAGUAAUACAUGGCACAUUUUCCAUAUACUCUAAACCGUAACCUGCAACUCGUAACUUGUGCCUGUGAAACAACAAUCUAAAAAUGAGAUUAUAUAUUUUGUUUUUUAUUACUUUACCGACGGUCACAGUUGUAAAUAGUGUGUGUGUAGGAUUUCAAACUUACCCAUGUACACAGACGUCUGUUCGAUACGUUAGUUACAGAACUAAAUGUGGAGCAUUUGGGUGGAAGAGAUGUCGAAGAUCAAGGAUAGCAUAUUACCAGUCGUAUAAAACAUGUACACGAAAAUGUCCACCAGUUGACGGUAAUUGGAGCUCUUGGACAAGUUGGAUCAGUUGGUCAACAUGUACGAAGAAUUGUGGAACUGGUGGUCAAGUUAGGACAAGAACAAGAUCUUGUACCAAUCCAAUGCCAUUAAAUGGAGGAAAACAAUGUCCUGGACUUACCACUGGGAUAGAAAGAAGACAGUGCAACACACAUCCAUGUCCAGUUGACGGUAAAUGGAGCUCUUGGACAAGUUGGAGCAGUUGGUCAACAUGUACGAAGAAAUGUGGAACUGGCAAUCAGGUUAGGACAAAGACAAGAUCUUGUACCAAUCCAAAGCCACUAUAUGGAGGAAAACAGUGUCCUGGACUUACCAUUGGUGUAGAAAAUAGACAGUGCAACGCAAAUCCAUGUCCAGUUGACGGUAAUUGGAGUGUAUGGACAAAUUGGAACAGUUGGUCAAUAUGUACUAAACGUUGUGGAACUGGAGAUCAAGUUAGAAAUAAGACAAGAUCUUGUACCAAUCCAAAACCACUUCAUGGAGGAAAACAAUGUCCUGGACUUACUACUGGUGUAGAAAAUAGACAGUGCAACACAAAUCCAUGUCCAAUUGACGGUAAUUGGAGCUCUUGGAUAAGUUGGAGUAGUUGGUCAACAUGCACACAAAAUUGUGGAACUGGUGGUCAGGGGAGGACAAGGACAAGAUCAUGUACCAAUCCAAAACCACUACAUGGUGGACAACAAUGUCCUGGACUUACUACUGGAGUAGAAAAUAGACAAUGCAACAAAGAUCCUUGUCCAGUCAAUGGCGGAUGGUCCUCUUACGGAAAUUGGAGUCCAUGGACAUCGUGUACAGUCCCAUGUGGUGGAGGGUCUCAGUCUAGAGAUAGAAGUAGGACAUGCUCUAACCCAGAACCGAAAUAUGGUGGGAAUCAAUGUGUUGGUAGUUCAUCUGAAACUGCAUCACUUUCAUGUAACUUAUCACCAUGUCCAGUCAACGGAGGAUGGUCUUCAUAUGAAAGUUGGAGCCCUUGGUCAUCCUGUAAUGUCACAUGUGGAGAUGGAAAGAAGACUAGAAAUAGAGAAAGAACAUGUUCGAAUCCAGUUCCAAAAUACGACGGGAAUCAGUGUGUCGGUAGUAGAACAGAAACGUCUACAGAUUCUUGUAAUCCCGUACCAUGUCCGAUUGAUGGCGAGUGGUCUUCAUUCGGAAGUUGGAGUCCUUGGUCAUCAUGUAAUGUAACAUGCGGUGGUGGAACCAAAUCCAGAAGCAAAAACAGGACGUGUACAAACCCUGAACCAAAACAUGGCGGACAACCGUGCGAAGGAAGUACAACCGAAACGUCUGCAGUCUUGUGCAAUUCCAUGUCAUGUCCAAUUGACGGUGGAUGGUCAUCCUACGAUGAAUGGAGUUCUUGGUCUGUAUGUAGUGUAACUUGUGGUGGAGGUGUAAAGUCAAGAAGUAGAAAUAGGUCGUGUUCCAAUCCUGUACCCAAAUAUGGCGGGAACCACUGCACUGGAAAUGAAGUGGAAAAUGUUACUUCUGACUGCAACUUGCUACCUUGUCCAAUUGAUGGUGGGUGGUCGUUAUACGGUGGUUGGAGUUCGUGGUCUGUAUGUAGUGUAACUUGUGGUGGUGGUAAAAAGUCGAGAAACAGAAGUAGAACAUGUUCAAAUCCUGUACCAAACUAUGGUGGAAAACAGUGCAAUGGAAAUGCUCUAGAAAAUACUUCUUCUGACUGCAAUAAUUAUCAAUGUCAAAUUGAUGGUGGAUGGUCGUCCUUUGGAAUUUGGAGUACUUGGUCGUUAUGUAGUGUAGGUUGUGGUGGUGGUAAAAGGUCAAGAAGUAGGAAUAGGACAUGUUCAAACCCUGUACCAAAACAUGGCGGGAAUCAGUGCAUCGGAAAUGACACGGAAAAUACGUCUACUGACUGCAACUUGUUACCUUGUCCAAUUGAUGGUGGGUGGUCAUCAUUAGGAAUUUGGAGUUCUUGGUCGUUAUGUAGUUCAACGUGUGGUAGUGGUGAAAAAACAAGAAGCAGGAAUAGGACGUGUUCAAAUCCUAAACCACAUUAUGGUGGAAAACAGUGCAUUGGAUAUGCUACGGAAAAUACUACUUCUGACUGCAAUAUUAUCCAAUGUCCAAUAAAUGGCGAGUGGUCAUCAUUUGGAAUUUGGAGUUCUUGGUUCUCAUGUAGCUUAACAUGUGGUGGUGGUGAAAAGAUAAGAAUAAGGAAUAGAACGUGUUCCAAUCCUGUACCACAAUAUGGAGGAAUGCAAUGCACAGGAAAUGCAACGGAAAAUACAACAUCUGACUGCAACACAUUGCAUUGCCCAAUCGACGGCGGAUGGUCGUCCUAUGGAAACUGGAGUUUAUGGUCGUUAUGUAAUGUUACAUGUGGUGGUGGUCAAAAGUCCAGAAUCAGGAAUAGGACCUGCACAAAUCCGGCACCAAAAUAUGACGGAAAACAAUGUAUUGGAAAUGUAGUGCAAAAUAUAACCACUGAUUGUAAUACAUUAUUUUGUCCAAUAAACGGUGGAUGGUCACAGUACACUGAAUGGGGUCAAUGGGGAAAUUGUUCAAAAGAGUGUAAUGGAGGAUUGAAAUAUAGAACCAGAUCAAGAUCCUGUACAAAUCCACAGCCAAAGUUUGAUGGUUUGGAAUGUACUGGGAAUACGACCGAUGGAGAAGGCGGAGUUUGUAAUACUCAUCAUUGUCCAUUGGAUGGUAAUUGGACAGACUAUAGUGAGUGGUCGUCAUGGGAUACAUGUAAUGUCACGUGUGGUGGCGGAUUCUAUAGUCGAUAUAGAAACAGAACAUGUGAAAAUCCAGAACCUAUGUUUGGUGGAAUGAAUUGUUCGGGAGAUGAUAUAGACCAACAAAAAGGAAAUUGUAACAAACAACGAUGUAAAGCAAUAGAGAUUUCAGACGUGUCAAAGAUACUAUCAUCAGAGAUGUUUAAGAAAGCUCUUUACUAUGGUAUAAUACCAGGAGCAUUGUUGCUGAUAUUGUGUGUUAUAAUUGUUUGUGUGAUUGUUAGGAAGAGGAGGAGGAGUUCAAUAUCAUUAAAGACAUAUAACUUCCAGAAUACAACAUACAUGACGCCAGGUGAAGAUAAUGCAAUUUGUGAAGACACAAAAUUAACAUGUAAUUUGGAAGCAAAACAAAUUACAGAUGAAAUGGAAGAGGAAGAGGAACGAUAUACAGACAUGGACAAUAAGCUUAUUUGCAGUGCUAAUACUGAUACUGAACACUACGGCUAUGCUAGAGAGGAUGAAGACCAUUACGAUACAUAUGUCGAGGAGAGCGAUCACUAUGAAGAAUGUGACAGUGUUGUUCGAGAGCCAUUGGAUGAAAGUUGUACCAAAAAUGCAUCAAACGAAUUUCAUACAUUUAAAAACUUUUAAAUAGCCUGUAUUCGCGAAUCGUACUUGUAUUCAUCAUUGUGUAGAUAAUUUGGUAUGACAUUUUGUUAUUUUGCUGUAAAUGCUAUGGGUUUAUACGUAUUUUUUUAUUUUCUAGAUAAUAUACCUUUGUUUGACCCUAUUAGGCACAUUGAGAAUAUGAUCAGUUAAGUCCUCGAUUACUUUUUUUUAACAUGCAUUGGCAAUAAAUGUAUGAAGGCCGUACUUUAACCUAUAAUGGUUUACUUUUUGAAUUGUUAUUUGGAUGGAGAGUUGUCUCAUUGGCACUCACACCACAUCUUCCUAUAUCUAUGAAAUAUGCUAUGCUACUACAAUGAAUGUAUAUGUUACAGUAAAAAGAUGAAAUUAUGAAUUACAUGUAAUAAGUAAACAAUCCAGUAAAUACCUGUAACUACUUAUCAAUUUAGUAAUUACAUGUAUUACCUGAUUGAUUAAGAGAUAACAGGUAACCACUGAU
This is a messenger RNA of Mytilus trossulus (common blue mussel), 4502 nucleotides long. Its product is annotated as A disintegrin and metalloproteinase with thrombospondin motifs adt-1-like. The record is from RefSeq and is a predicted model, not a curated record. Bases 440 to 4027 code for a protein of 1195 amino acids. NCBI's taxonomy places the organism in Eukaryota, Metazoa, Mollusca, Bivalvia, Mytilida, Mytilidae. The transcript is spliced from 21 exons.